Molecule: messenger RNA, 2747 nt
Organism: Cladocopium goreaui
Lineage: Eukaryota; Dinophyceae; Suessiales; Symbiodiniaceae
Source: the annotation of a GenBank genome assembly
GGAUCGCGGAGCUGGCCUCGGCAUGAAGCAAAAACGUUGCUUCAAAAAUUGGGCCCUGGUUUCUCGCGCAUGAACUCGGCACCGAAGGGCAUUGCACUGCAUCACUUCUGACUGUUCAAUUUGGAAGUCAUGCAAGGCCCUGCGUGGCUGAUUCAGAGGCUUCCUCCCUGGUACUGAACGCUCUCAAGCGUGACCGGUUCGCUGCUGUACUGGAUGAUCCAGACUUGGAACAAGUUUCGCUACAGAUGGAAGUAUCAGAGGUGUCUGGUGUGGUUUUUCGAGAAGGUGCUCCAGCUGACACAGUGCUAGUGCUCCAGGAGGGGAGCUUAGAGGUGAGCGUUUGCGGAAGGCAUCUAGAAACCCUUGGCCCUGGUGCUUGUGUUGGCAGUGCUGGGGUGUUGAGAAAAUUUCAUCUUCACACAGUCAGCACACCAAGCGGAAUCUCUGCACUAGUGUGGUCGACCAGCAUCCACGAGAUUUGCAGAUUGCUCAACAAAUGGGAAGAGAAGCAUCAUGCCGAGAACUGGAAACUUAUCGAGAGAAUACUCUUGUUCGACUUCUUGCCUGACCAGCAGAAGGCGCGUUUGUCUGAGCUUCCUGUACGGGUGCAGGUUUUUCAGGCUGGUGACCUUGUUUCGUCCAAGGGUGACAUGGUGUCCUCAAUUUUCGUUGUGAAGACUGGCAGGCUUAGAGGCGUACUGGAUCCUCCAGGGCACCACCCCACCCCAAGGCUACAUGCAAAAUAUCUUCCUGGAGAUGUUGUUUGUUCUGGUUGCUGCCUACCCCAGCGGCGUCAGUUUCCACUGAGGUGGCAUGUUGUUGCAGACACGGACUGCAAAAUGCUGUCCUUGGACUUUCAGACGUUGCUUCAGUUGUUCGGGGAUGACCUGGACGAAUGCCUGCAGCGUGCAUUUAUGGUUUUUGGCCUGAACCAAGUGCCCUUCAUGGCUGGCUUCAGCUGCACGCAGAAGCUGCUCCUUGCGAAAGCUAUGGAGGUGGCCGUCUACAAACCUGGAGAAACUCUUGUGGAUGUGCAGUUUGCUGUGAUCUUCGACGGAGCCAUGCUAGUAGAGCGUGAUGAUGUGGUGGAGGAGUUGGGCCAUGGUGAUCGCUACAUUGACUCCACUUUGUUCUCCCCGCAGGAGGAAGCGGAGAGGAUUGAUCUGGAUUGUCCGGAGGAUCAAGCACCUUUGUCAGAGGCCGCGCGACUUGUAGCGGGUGACGCAGGCCUCACAGUGGCAACCCUGGCAGGAAAGGGUGCUGCACAAGCCUUCAAGGAACUGGGUGUUUCACCAGUACUUAGUGCAGAGGACACUACUGACAUUGCCUUGGAGGUCCUUCAGGCCCGUCGAGUGUCCGUUCUGAGACAUUUGUCUUGCAAUCAGAUUGAGCGUUUGGUGAAGCAGUUGGUGCCUCGGGUCUAUGCGUGUGAGACUCUAAUUUUCGAACAGGGGGAGAUUGGCACUGCCUUCUACAUCAUCGCCAGUGGGCAGGUCCAGGUGAGCAUUGAUGGUAAGCCAGUUCGCACAUUGGCCAGGCACGGUCAUUUUGGAGAACGGGCAUUGUUGUUCGAGGAACCUCGCAGUGCCUCCGUGCGCGUGCUGAGUGUUGAGGCAGAGCUCUGGUGUUUGGAGAAAGCUGCCUUCGUUGAAGUCUUGACCGACCAUUUACGCGAGGAGAUUAUGCGGCGGAUUGAAAUUCAGGACUCAAAUGUUGAGCUACAAGAUCUCACACAUGUACGCGUGAUUGGCAUUGGUGGCUUUGGAAAUGUGAGGCUUGUGGAAGACCGUCAUACUGGCCUGAGGUAUGCUCUGAAGCAAGUCAAGAAGGUGGAUGGGAUUGUGCCGGACCAUGUUCGUGGGGAGUGCGGACUACUUGCAGAGAUGGAUCACCCGUUCAUUUUGGACAUCAUGAACACGUACGAAACGUCCACGAGUUUGUACAUUCUCAUGGAAUAUAUCAUGGGUGGAACUCUGCGGCAUGUGAUCAAGGUGUCUGGAGCGUUGGACCGUGCUGCAGCAUGUUUCUAUGUUGGUUCCUUGAUCCUCGUCUUGGAGGUCCUUCACGACAGGAACAUCGUCUAUCGAGAUCUGAAACCCGAGAACGUGAUGGUCGAUUCCAGAGGCUAUGUCAAACUCAUCGACUUUGGAAUUGCAAAAAGGCUGGACCAGGAUGGUCGGACUUUCACCUGUAUCGGCAGUCCUCACUACAUGGCUCCAGAGGCGAUCCUAAGCCGUCGUGAAGGCUAUGGAACAGAAGUUGACACUUGGGCACUCGGAAUCCUGCUCUUCGAACUUGUUUGUGGAUGCCGACCUUUUGGAGAUGGGGUGAAGGACAAACAGGAGGUUUUCGAGGCUAUCCUCAAGCAGGCCCUCAAGUUCCCCGAGAGCUAUUCAGAUGAAUGCGGCCGAGAUUUGCUUCAGGCCAUGCUGCAGAAAAGCCCCGAGAAUCGACUUGGCGAUGGAGUGUUUGGAUGGGAUGACAUCAAGGAACAUCCAUACUUCACAGAGCCCAGCAGCAACCUUUUCGAUGGCAUCGUAGAGCGUCUGGUACGUCCACCCUACACGCCGACCGGCGAAUGCCCUUGUGAUGGAGUGCCUCAGGAAGUCACAAAAGACCAAUGGAGGGAGGAGAAAACCAUCGCUCGGACUCGCACCACACUGGUGAGGCGGGCUGUGAGACUCGAGGGAGCGGAAAAAGUGGGUGGAAGAGAGACCCAAUGUACAAAAAAAACACGGGGACAAUAG